UGUUGUGCAAAAGGUUUAGGUCCAUAAGACGCCAGAGAGAUCCCCUCUCUAUAUCUCCGUUGCCACUUACCAGAACCACAACUGGUUGGGUUCGGCUUUUGUUUAUUUUCAAUUUAAAAUAGUCGUCUUAGUCAAUAAUAAUAAUAGAUUGCUGGCGGAUUGAUCGGGAAGUAUGGGCGGGGAAAAAGCAGCGGAGGCGCAGUACGUGACGGCUAAGACUUCGGUCUGGUGGGAUAUAGAGAAUUGCCAAGUACCUAGAGAAUGCGACCCACAUGCCAUAGCCCAGAAUAUAAGCUCCGCCUUAGUCAAGAUGAAUUAUUGUGGGCCAGUUUCUAUCUCUGCUUAUGGUGAUACCAACCGGAUUCACUCUGCCGUCCAGCAAGCUCUGUCCAGUACCGGCAUCGCACUCAAUCAUGUCCCUGCUGGUGUUAAGGAUGCCAGUGACAAAAAGAUUCUUGUGGAUAUGUUGUUCUGGGCAGUGGACAAUCCUGCACCUGCUAAUUAUUUGUUAAUAUCUGGUGAUCGGGACUUUUCUAAUGCUCUCCAUCAGCUGCGGAUGAGAAGAUACAAUAUUCUUCUAGCACAGCCUCAAAGAGCAUCUGCACCCCUCAUUGCAGCUGCUAGGAGUGUAUGGCUUUGGACAAGUCUUCUAGCUGGAGGACCUCCAUUAUCAGAGGGUGAAUCACAACAACUUGGUAAUAAUAGUUAUACAUCAAGUUCAGACACUUUACAGAUUCCAGUUUCUGAUGCCAUUCAGAUAAAGCCAGCGAUAGAUUACUAUACUGAAAAUCCCCACAUGGGAAAUCAGAGAAUUCCUUAUAGUACUAAACAGAAAGGGAAAACCACACGAAGAAACUCGAGUCAAACAAAUGGACCAAAAACAUCAAAUGUUCCUGUUUGGAGCCAAGAAGAGCAGCAUGAUUCAAACUCUUACCAACCUGGUUCUUCUGUGCCAAAAGUUCCCUUAAGUGGACCUGCUCCAGAUUUCAUUCCUGGAAAUCCUAACUUUACUUGGAGUGAGGUCACUCAUGUUCAUGGUAACCAUCAAAAUCAUUAUACGCCACCAUUAAGGCCAAAAGCUCCAGCUAUGCAACCUGAUUUUGUAGCAUGUAAUUUCUAUCCACCUAAUCUUCAAAACCAUGGUCCGACUCCCAAUGGGACUGCCUUUACCUCAGCGCCGCUUACAAGUGUGCCUGAUAUUGGUAACUCAAAUAUUUCUGGAUACCCUACCAACUUUCACAACCCUCCAAUUGCUCAAAGGCGAAAUGGAGAGCAAAAACAUGAUCAAAAGAAAAAAGCUCCAAAGUCUGUAAACUUAAAUAACUCACAAAAUGGACAUAAGACACAAAAGAUGCCAUCAGGAUACCAUGAGAAAAUGAAGAAUAGCUACCAUAAUGGUCCAGAAUAUUCUCCACCAUCUUCAUCAUCAAUGGUCACCAAUGUUUCUCCUGUUAAUGUUAUAUGGGGAACUCCAGGAUGCCCACAACCUUCAGAAUUUGUCCAAGGCCUUAUAGGAGUUAUAUUACUUGCCUUGAACACCCUUAAAAGUGAAAAGAUAAUGCCGACUGAAGCAAAUAUAGCUGAUUGCAUUCGAUAUGGAGAUCCUAAACAUUGCAAUACUGACAUUAAGAAGGCUCUUGACAGUGCUAUUGAGCAGCAGAUAGUCGUGAAACAGAACUUAGGAGCUUUGCAGUUGUAUGUUGGUAAGAAUGAGAAACUAUGGAAAUGCGUGAACCCUAUAGGCGGUAACAUUAAGGAAUAUCCAAAAGCAAAAUGGGAUGAAAUUCAGAAAUUUCUGGCAUCUCCAGCUGGACGAUCUGCAAUUCUUUCUUCUCACUGCAGGUAUGAAGCUGCUACUAUAUUAAAGAGUAUGUGCUUGAAAGAACUUGCUUUGGGUAAUAUACUACAAAUCUUAAACAUGGCAAUUGCCACAAAGAAAUGGAUUAUACACCAUCCAUCUGGAUGGCAACCACUUACCAUUACUGUUUCAGAGGCCAACACUGAUUUUUGGUUGGCAGCAGAUACAGGAGGGGGGAGUUGGGAAUGAUUGGUUAAGAGCAACGACAGUAGAGCCUUUAAAGGGGGGAGUUGGUGGUUUUGGUAGGAAUAGUGGUCCUUGUUUUAGUUUCUCAUUACUGGUAAAGGUCUAAAGUUAUAUCUUGAGGAAGAUGCUUAAAGAUUUACUUGGGGCCAUUAGACAACCUUAAUUAGGUCAUAAUGCCAUACAAUUUUCAGAGGUUGCAGGGAUGCUAGUUGCCAAUUUAUCUUCUUUUUGCAUUCAGGAUCUACCCUGCAAUAUCCAGGUACUGCAAUGAUGGCCCUUAGUCAUUUCUCUAUCUCCUCUUACAACUUCAUGGUUUUGCUGGGGUUUACUUUAUUAGGUAUCAGAUAUCCAAAGAAAUAUUGCUGGAAAUAUUUAUUUUCCCCAGCAUAUGGAUUCUUUAGCUGGUUAUUUGAUCAUCCACUAGCCCUUUUAGCAUUGUGCUAAGAGGGAUUAAAUUCAUAAUUUAUUGCCUCAAACCAUCCCUGUAGAUGGUGUCCUUAAUGACUCCAACCAAGUUGUACAUGAUCGAAAAUUGGACUGAAAUUGGUUAUACGCUCGAAGAUGAAUCUGGAAACUUGACUAACUCGUGGAAACAGAAGAUGCAAGUUAUAUGAUUGAAAAGCAUGAGGUUACACAUCAAUGAGUUGUAUAACUUAAGAAAUUAUGUAUAGUUGAGAGCAUUUUUACUGAAACCAACGCAUCCCUAGUGAGAAUGAUCAUUUCAGAUGAAAGAAGUAAGAUAGGAAUUGAGAACCCAAGCAAAUGAUGGUUUGUGCAGUGGACAUACGAUGCAAUGAUUAUCUUAGUCCAGUGUGGAUUGAUUUGGUCAUUGAGGUAGUGAUAUGUUCUUGUAACAGCUUUUGACAGUUAGGCUAUGUUUGAUGAGCCGUACUGGAAUGUAAUGCAAUGUAAUCAAAGGCAUUUCUAGUAUAAUUACGCUAGGAAAUGCCGUGAUUAUGUAUUAUAUUACGUUCCAUUGUGGUCCAUCAAACAUGGCCUUCGGCUUUUUAUCUUUCUACUGUUAUUAAAGAUGUAUGUAUAAACCUCUAGAGCAUGAGGUGACGUAUGUUAUAGAGAAGCUCUAUGCAUUUUCUUGUAUCUGCUACCCUACUAGUUUUUAGGAUUGUACAACGUGUUCUUUAUUUGAAUAAAGUAAUAUAUAAGCUCCUUUUCUUCUGACUUA
Molecule: messenger RNA, 3227 nt
Organism: Jatropha curcas
Lineage: Eukaryota; Viridiplantae; Streptophyta; Magnoliopsida; Malpighiales; Euphorbiaceae
Biological process (GO): regulation of gene expression
Cellular component (GO): peroxisome
Molecular function (GO): RNA nuclease activity
Source: RefSeq, a predicted model, not a curated record